AUGUACGAAAAUUAUGGAUAUUCAAAUGUAAUAAGCAAUGAUGUAAAAAGUUCAUUAAUUGAAGGAGAAAAACUUUCCAAUAAAUUUCGAAAUAGAGGAUUAACUAGAGACAAAAGAGCAACUAUAAAUUCUGUACUAGAUAAUAGAACUUUAAUUAUUUUAAAAAAAUUAAAAGAUAAUUUAUUAAAUGAAAUAUACGGGGUCAUUAGUUCUGGAAAAGAAGCUUAUGUAUUUAAUUCACACAAAUAUUUAAAUAAUGAGGAAAUUAAUUCGAUCAAAGAAAUUAUAUUAAAACAAAUAGACGAAAAAGAAAAAUGUAGAGAAAGUAUGAAAAAAAUUAUUUGUAAAAAUAAAAAUAGCAUAAAUGAACAAGAUAAAAAUAUUGAAGAAAGUGAAAGGUAUGAAAAUGAGAAAAAUGAAGAGGAUGAAGAAUAUGAGGAAUAUAGCGAAGAAUGUGAAGAAUAUAACGAAGUAAGUGAAGAAAAUAAUGAAGAAAGAGAAGAAUAUGAAAAUUGUGAAAUAGAAAAUUAUAAAAAUGAAGAAAUUGAAAAAUAUAAAAAUUACAUACAUAAUAAUUUAUAUAAAAUAAAUGAUAUAUAUAAUAAUUCUGAAAAAAUAGAAGCAAAUAAAUUAGAAAACAUAAAAUUGCAAAGUAAACCAGAAGAAACUUUUGAUAUAAUAAAUGAAAUGAGAAAAAUGAGUUAUAAACAUAAAAAAGACAAUUUAGACAUUUUUGAUAAUAGAAAAGUAGCUAUAUCCUUUGCUACAAAAAUUUAUAAUACAUCUAUUUUAGUAUUUAAAAAAAGAUCUCAAUAUAUUGAAGGAGAAUUCAGAUUUAGGAAUGCUUAUACAAAAAAUACCAACCCACGAAAAAUGGUUAAACAAUGGUCAGAAAAAGAAUUUCGAAAUUUAAGACGAAUAUUAAUUUAUGGUUUAAGAUGUCCUUACCCUUUGGUUUUAAAAAGUAAUGUAAUUGUAAUGAGUAAACUUGGAACUCUGGAUGAGGCAAGUCGUAAAAUGAAAGAUUUAAAUUUGAGUACAUUAAAAUGGAAAGAAUUAUAUAUUGAAUGCAUUUGUAUUUUAAGAUUACUAUUUAGUAAUUGUAAACUUGUCCAUGCUGAUUUUUCAGAAUAUAAUUUACUAUAUUUUUAUAAUCAUAUUUAUAUAAUUGAUGUUUCCCAAUCAAUGGAGCAUGAUCAUCCAUAUUCUUUAGAAUUUUUAAAAAGAGACUGUUUAAAUAUUACUAAUUUUUUCAAAAAAUACAUUGGAAAUAUUCAAAAUGAUGAAUCUAAUGGUAUGCAGUUAAAUAAUACUUAUAUUAAUGAGCACAAGAAACAGUAUAAUAUAGAAAUCCCCAUUAGUUCAUAUAAUAAUGAAAUAUCUUAUGAUUAUUCAAGAAAUCAGGCAUUAAAUGAAAAAUCAAAUGAAAGAUAUGAUAAAUACAUAAAUUUAAUUAACUCUUCAAGCGAAGAUUUUUAUGACAACGUACAAAUUUUACCUUUGAAGAAAUUAUUCGAUUAUAUUGUAUCAUCUUCUCUUCCUGAAGAUGUAUUAUACUUCUUAGAAAAUGAUAAAAAGAAAAUUUCUUUAAAUCCUUUCGAAAUGAUAUAUCUUCAAAUUUUUGGCUUAUUAAAAAAUACCACUCCAAUACCUAAACUAAACUUAAAAAAAAUAAAAAAAAAUAGAAUUUAUUUUGAAAAAUUAAAAAGAGCUACAUGUUACUAUGUAACAAAAUUUUCUUCUCAAAAGCGUUUUUGUCAAAAAAACUCUGAUAGAGAACAAGUAGAAGAACAAAUUUUUUUAAAUUCAUGGAUCCCUUCAUAUUUAAAUGAAAUAAAAGAUAUCAGAACUAUCGAAAAAGAUUUAAAAUUAUUAAAAAAAGGGAAAUCAAUAGCCAAUAAUUUCAUUUCAAACAAUUAUGAUAAGACAGAUGAUUUCUAUAAAAAAAAUAAUUAUAUUGAAAAUAAUUAUGAUAACACACACAACUGUGAUAGUGAAAUUAAUAAAAAUAACCUUUUGAGAAAAAUUGAUUUAGAUGAAAAAAAUGAAGAGUUAAAUUCACAAAGGAGACAAAAAUUAGAUAUUGAAAAAAGAGAGAUUGAUGAAAUGGAGUAUGAGAAAAAAAACGAAGAAGAAAAUUUUACUGAAUUAAAUGAAAAAAAAUUGUCUAUUUCCUUUGAAAAAAAUUCAGAUCAUGAUUUGUCAGAUUCAUGUAAAUCUUCUAUAUCAAGUAAUUAUAAUUCUUGUUCAUACAGUGAGCAAGAACAAGAAAAAUUUAAAGGAAUUAUACCUGAAGGUAUUACAAGAAAAGAAUGGAGUAAAUUGGUAAAAGAACAAAACAGAGAAAAAAGAAAACAUAAAAUACCUAAAUAUCAGAAAAAAAAGAAGAAAAAAAAAUCUCAUUUAAAAAAGAAAAAAUAA
This is a messenger RNA of Plasmodium relictum, 2421 nucleotides long. RefSeq names its product serine/threonine protein kinase RIO1, putative (gene RIO1). Bases 1 to 2421 code for a protein of 806 amino acids. The record is from RefSeq and is a predicted model, not a curated record. The transcript has a single exon. Lineage: Eukaryota; Apicomplexa; Aconoidasida; Haemosporida; Plasmodiidae. Gene Ontology annotation, molecular function: ATP binding; protein serine/threonine kinase activity.